This is a messenger RNA of Saccostrea echinata, 379 nucleotides long. RefSeq names its product serine protease inhibitor dipetalogastin-like. The transcript has 5 exons. Lineage: Eukaryota; Metazoa; Mollusca; Bivalvia; Ostreida; Ostreidae. Gene Ontology annotation, molecular function: protein binding. The record is from RefSeq and is a predicted model, not a curated record. The coding region runs from base 65 to 379 and encodes 104 amino acids.
GUUUUGGGAGUAUUCAAAGACUGAAAUCGUUCCCAAAAAUAAGAAUUUUUUGAACAUACAGAACAUGGCACUUUAUUUAUUUUUACUUUUGGUGGCUUCGACGAUGGUGCAUUCUCAAACGAACAAUUGUGCUUGCAUACAAGUCUACGACCCCGUCUGUGGGAUUAACGGCAGGACAUAUUCUAACUCAGCCUGUGCAGGAUGUGCAGGUGUUGCCGUGCAGUGUCGGGGUGAGUGCCCUUGUAGAACCACAGGAAACUGUGCCUGUGGCUUUAUCUAUGACCCAGUGUGCGGAUUCAAUGGUAGAACGUACAGCAACAGUUGUGUCGCGCGGUGCAGUGGAGUAUUUUUCUAUUGGCGAGGACGUUGUCCAUGGUAA